Molecule: messenger RNA, 321 nt
Organism: Histoplasma capsulatum G186AR
Lineage: Eukaryota; Fungi; Ascomycota; Eurotiomycetes; Onygenales; Ajellomycetaceae
Exons: 1
Coding region: 1-321 (106 amino acids)
Source: RefSeq, a predicted model, not a curated record
AUGGUCUACGCAGUAGAUCGCGAAACACCAAGAGCCCGGGCGGACUAUGUUGUGGGCUACGACGUGGUUGCAUUAUGUGUCGUUAUGAGGGUUGUCCUGUGUUUGACUGAUGGAAAACGGAAACAGGGCAAGGCCGUUUCUGAUGUCCCUCGCAUCUAUUAUGCAACUCGGAUUGUGUCUUGGACGGCGCGUAAGGAAGAAAUCCUGAUCAGUUAUUCUCAAAAUCGACAGGGCGUAGUAUGGCAUUUAAAUACUUCCUUGUUCGAUCGAGACCAUCGAAUAUUUCCGGAGCCAGCAAAGCACAUCAGGGGCAACUCAUAA